UGUUAUUGUUGUUGAUUAACCCAAAAAUCAAAUCUAUGAGUCGCACGUGUUUAUUAAUAAAUGAACUAUUAAAAAUCUAUUUUUGAUGCAAUAAAUCGUGAGUAAAAACUAAUAAGUAGCUAAAUUCAUGGGUACACAAUCAUGGAACAUUUAAUUGAAAAGUUUAGUGAUAUAACAGCAAAACCUGUAAAUUAUUUAGCUAUUCAAAAUGAUAUCAAAGGGGACGUUAAAAACUUAAUUAAAACGUUGUACGAUUUCACAAAAUCAGAAGAAAAGACUCACAAAAAAUCUAAAGGUGGUGCAUUGCAGGAUCUCAUCAUAGAGGAACUUGAUGAAGAGCAAAUAUGGCAGCAAAUUGAGUUACAGAAUUCUGAGUGUUGGGAUCAUUUGGUAUGGGAAGUCGCCAAUUGUAUCUCGAAUAAAAAUGAUUUGAGUUUUCCUAUAGAUGUACCCGAAUUAGAACAUGAAUCUGAUGAUGAGGAGAUGCAAGAAAUGCAGGAGAAAAAUACAAAACCUGAAGAAGAUGAAAUAUCCUUUCCAAGUAAAUCAUCUGGGAGAACAAACCAAGCUAAGAAAGAGAGAAAACCUCAUAAAAAGUCUUCCAUUGUAGAUGACCAGUUUUUUAAACUACAAGAAAUGGAACAAUUUUUAAUUAAUGAAGAAAAGAUGGAGGAAAAGGGCAAGAAAAAAGAUGAUGAUGAAGAGUCAAUAAAUUUAUUUGAAGAUAUUGAUGAAGCAGAGUCUGAAGAUGAUGAGGAUGUGAUGUAUAAAGAUUUCUUUAAUGAUGAUGACUCUUAUGUAAGUGAAGAAAAUAAUAAAUAUGAUGAAGGCAUUGAGAAUGGAGAUGUAGAUGAUCAAGAUAUGCCAGAUGAAGAUAUAGCUAGUGAUUUAGAUAAUGAUGGUGAAGAUACAAUUCCUAAAAAUUCUGAUAAGAAGGUAAGGUUUACUGGUCUUCAACCAGAUACUGAUUCUGAGAGUGAUUCCCAUCAUAGUAAUACUGAAGUCAACAAUACAGUUAUAAAUAAGGAUGAAAAGAAAUCUGAAUUUGAACUAAGACAAGAAAGACUUAAGCAACAGAUAUCGAGGUUAGAAGAAAAAUCCAUUAAAGAAGCUCCAUGGCAACUAAAAGGUGAAGUUGAUGCUACUAAAAGACCACAAAACUCAUUACUCCAAGAGGUUGUUGAUUUUGACUUGACUACACGGCCAGCCCCAAUAAUAACUGAACAAACAACAGUAACUUUAGAAGGUCUCAUACGUCAGAGAAUUAAAGAUAAAGCAUGGGAUGAUGUUGAAAAGAAAGAAAAACCAGUUGAUGAUCAACUAGCAUUUAAAAAACCAGAAAUUCUAGAUCACUCUAAGAGCAAGCUUAGUUUAGCUCAAGUUUAUGAAGCUGAGUAUUUAAAGCAAAAGCAGGCAGCAUCUGGAGACAUUCAAGAAGAAGAUGAACCAGAGAGCCAUAAAGAGAUUCGUGAUAUAAUGUCCAAGUUAUUUGCAAAACUUGAUGCUUUAUGCCAUUAUCAUUACACUCCAAAAGCACCUCAGGCGGAAGUUAAAAUCAUCAGUAACACACCAGCAAUUUCAAUGGAAGAGGUUGCCCCUGUUGCCACUAGUGAUGCAGCACUAUUAGCACCUGAAGAAGUUAAGAAGAAGCACAAAGGAGACCUUAUGAGUAAAGAAGAAAGAACACAAACAGACAAAAAUAGAGAAAGAAGGAAAAAGAAAAUGUUCCAGAAAAAGAAGGGUCAAGUUAUGAAAGUUACAGACCAUAGAAAUACAAUAAAAGGUGUGGAGGCAAAUGAUAAAUCGUUAAAAACAUCUAAAGCCUUUUUCCAACAGUUGAAUGACGAUGCCACAAGUUUGAUUAAGAAAAAUAAGAAUAAAAAUAAAUAAAUGGUAUUAUUUAUCUCUA
Messenger RNA from Pieris napi, 1909 nucleotides. RefSeq names its product U3 small nucleolar ribonucleoprotein protein MPP10. The transcript has a single exon. The record is from RefSeq and is a predicted model, not a curated record. Gene Ontology annotation, biological process: rRNA processing. The coding region runs from base 142 to 1890 and encodes 582 amino acids. Lineage: Eukaryota; Metazoa; Arthropoda; Insecta; Lepidoptera; Pieridae. Gene Ontology annotation, cellular component: nucleus; Mpp10 complex; small-subunit processome.